Sorghum bicolor (sorghum) is the source of this 1267-nucleotide messenger RNA. RefSeq lists its product as uncharacterized. The coding region runs from base 106 to 852 and encodes 248 amino acids. The transcript has 2 exons. Lineage: Eukaryota; Viridiplantae; Streptophyta; Magnoliopsida; Poales; Poaceae. The record is from RefSeq and is a predicted model, not a curated record.
CACCACGACCGCACGACACCUGAACCACCCGGCCGGACGCGUGACGGACUUUUUGGCCGCCCCUAUUGCCAAUUUUUGCCAUGGACCCGACGCACAACACACAGGAUGAUGAUAUCAUCAUAUUCUACAUGGAGAUGGAGCGCACGCCCACCCACGCCACGCCACGCCACGCUUCCUCUCCGAGUCAACGUGACGGACCAGCUGCACCAUCCCAAUUCGCAAACACACACACGGAGCCCGGAGGCUAUAACUAACGCACUCAUGGUCUGGUCCGGGGCCAAACGGAGAGAUAGACAGAAGGAGCGAGAGCGCGCCACGGCAAAGAAGAUGCUGCCGAGGAGGGCGAGAGACCCCGCCGCCGGCGUCUUGACGAUCCUUCCUGCCAUCCUGCUCCUGGCAGUGGCGGCGGCGAUGGCCAUGGCGGCGGCGGAGGAAGCGUUGCCGAUGCCGAUGGAGGUCUACUUCACGCCCGCGGAGCUGGCGCGCAUUGCGGGGUACGGCGAGGAGCCGGUGUCGUCGGUGUCCGUGUCCGGGCAGCUCACCUGCGAGCUCUGCCUCCGCCCCGGCUCCCAACUCCUCGCCUUGGACAUGCCAGCAACGCGUGCCUGCCAAACAAAACCGCCCUUGAUCGAUCGGACCAUUCGGAGACGACGACGACCGAGCAGGCGGGCGGCUGGUCCUUUUCGCGGUGGCUCUGGUUGUUGGCCGGUUACCGGUGGCCCGGUGGGCAUAUGCCAGAACGGAAAGCCAGGAAGCAAAGCAAGGUCGUCGUCGUCGUCUCUCCAGCGGAUCGACGACGAUCUUGUACACGACGACCUUGCUUGUCCUCUUCGUCGAGCAGGGCCGUAUUAGUCGUCGAGCACGACGUACACGUACAGUACUUAUUGGCGGGCUUGUGUUGUGGUUGGUCACGUGCCUCACGCAGCUGGGACGGCGUCGCCAAAGCAACGGCUUCACGAGGCGUACCGCGGCCGCUCCGCUACCGCUUGAAAAGGUCGUUAGCGACCGGCCAGCGUUUGGUGCAGGGUCGGCCGGCUGGUAUAUAUUGCCGAGGCUUCGGCUGCAGCGGCUUUUGUGUACACCACGUACAGGCCGAUGGAAUUCAACGAGGCAACGGAAAUGUACUGUGCUGUGCAUUCGUAUGGUGAUGAUCCAUUUAUUGCUCUUGCUGGCUUCGUUAGUACAGCCGUGCAGGAACAAAAUUUUAUAUGUACUACUGUGGUUGUUAAUCUCCUGUGGUUAGAAAAAAAAGAAAACUUUCGAUGCU